AUGUGUGCCAACAGCAAGAAGGGCAGAAAGCUCACUGCAUGCUCCCAUGAGGCAGAGCAUAACCACCCUAUCAAAGAAGACCACAGAGCAUAUGCUAUGCACCACAAGCUCUCGCCUGAGGCAAUGGCGCUUGUGGUUAAGCAUCUGGAGAACAAUGAUGAUGUAUUCACCAUUUUCAACAGUUUAAAGAUUAAUGGAUAUACAAACAUUGUUCGCCAUGACAUUGCUAAUAUAAAGCAACAUUUCGGAAAAUUGGAAAAAGGAAAGGAGAUGUUUGACUUUAUCACCACUCUGCAAGAUCUUGACUUCCAUGUCAGAAUGUCUGAGACUGUCAUUAUUGAUGCCACAUAUAAGACAAAUAGUCAUCAAAUGACUUAUGUCAACAUUGUUGGUACUAGCAAUGUGAGUGGAAACCCUCGUACCACUUUAAAGACCUGUCUCCGCGAUGCAGUCUGGCCCGAUGACAACAACAACAACAACAGCAACAGCAGCAACAACACAAAAACAAUACUUCUCCCAGAUGUUUUCAUCACGGACAAUGAAAAAGCAUUGAGAAAAGCUAUUACUCAAGUCUUUUCUGAGUCAAAGCAGUUGUUGUGCUAUAAGCAUAUCAAAGACAGCUUUAAAAAGCAAUUGCUUCUGAUGAUGAAGGGAGAUGAGAGUAGCAAAAAGAGAGACCUGUUGGAUAAGCUGUCAGAAUUCCUUGACCGAAUUGCUUUAAAAUGCAUUACACAUCAAGAAGUAAAAAAGAAAACAAAUAGAUAUCUUGAAUUUGCAAAGAAAAAUUGCAAAGACCAGGGAAAAGCUGCUGGUGCUUUUUUUGAGAAAAAAAUGAAAGACAAGGAAAACUGGGUGAACAUGUAUGUUUACAAACAUGCCCAUUUUGGCAAUUGCACGUCGAACCAUGCAGAAAGUGCCCAUGCUUCUCUCAAGCAUUCUCUUGGUACUUCCUUGGGUAAACUGAAGACAGUUACCCUUAAAGUAAAAAAGUGGUAUGACAAGUUGGUUGCAGAUCGCAAGCAUUGGCUAAUGGUGAAAAGCCUUGGAGAAGGAACAAAAAUUGUGUUUGAUAAAGUCAAUGCUGCCAGACUAAAUGACAUCCGUCUUAAAUCAAAGCGUGCAAAUGCCUUAUACAAUAUAACUACCUGCUUCCUUGUUACCACACACUUGCCAAAUUCGAUAUCAUCCCAAUCUCCUGCAUCCCAAGACGCUAGAGAAAAAACUAUCUAG
Phycomyces blakesleeanus NRRL 1555(-) is the source of this 1230-nucleotide messenger RNA. RefSeq lists its product as hypothetical. Lineage: Eukaryota; Fungi; Mucoromycota; Mucoromycetes; Mucorales; Phycomycetaceae. The coding region runs from base 1 to 1230 and encodes 409 amino acids. The record is from RefSeq and is a predicted model, not a curated record. The transcript has 6 exons.